Impatiens glandulifera is the source of this 987-nucleotide messenger RNA. RefSeq lists its product as uncharacterized. The transcript has a single exon. Bases 1 to 987 code for a protein of 328 amino acids. NCBI's taxonomy places the organism in Eukaryota, Viridiplantae, Streptophyta, Magnoliopsida, Ericales, Balsaminaceae. The record is from RefSeq and is a predicted model, not a curated record.
AUGAUUGGUCUAGUAAUAUAUGUUGAUGACUUGUUAAUAACAGGGAAUGACUAUGAAGAGAUCAAAAAGAUCAAACAUAUGAUUGAUACUAAAUUUCCUAUCAAAGAUCUUGGAAAUGCGAAGUUUUUUUUGGGUCUUGAAAUUGUACAAAAUGAUCUUGGUAUUUAUGUAAACCAAAGGAAAUAUAUUCUAGAUUUAUUACAUGAUUCGGGUCUAAUGGGUUGUAAACCCACAAACACGCCAAUGAUUAAAGGCAUAAAGUUUGAAGAUGAAAAUCAAGAUAUAUUAUGUGAUCCUUCUAAGUAUAGAAGGGUAAUUGGGAGACUUCUAUAUUUAAACUAUACUAGACCAGAUAUUGCAUAUGUUGUUCAACAAUUAUCUCAAUUCAUGCAAAAACCUCUCUUAUGUCAUUGGAAUGCAGCUUUGUACUUAGUUAAAUAUCUAAAAGGUACAACAUCAUUGGGUCUUUUUUAUCCAUAUGAAAAUGAUUCUUCCAUAAUUGCAUAUUCUGAUUCUGAUUGGGGUUCUUGUGUUGAAACAAGAAAAUCUAUAACAGGUUAUUGUAUAUGUUUUGGUAAAUCAGUCAUAUCUUGGAAAGCCAAGAAACAAGCAACUAUUUCUAGAUCUUCUGCAGAAUCUGAAUAUCGUAGCCUUGCUGCUACAGUUUGUGAACUUCAAUGGAUUUCCUAUAUUCUUAAUGACUUGAAUUUUAAAUUACAGUUACCAAUAUCUUUAUAUUGUGAUAAUAAAGCUGCCAUACACAUAUCUGAGAAUCCAGUUUUUCACGAAAGAACGAAACAUAUUGACAUAGAUUGUCAUGUAGUUAGAAAUCAGUAUUUGGCUGGCUUUAUUCAACUUUUUCAUGUGCAAACAAAGAAACAAGUUGCAGAUAUUUUCACGAAAGCAUUGGAUUUUGCUCAAUUUCAAGAACUUCGAUCACAUUUAUUUCUUCAAGAUAUUCAUCUUAAGGGAGGAGUAUUGAGAUAA